AUGGCAAGAACAGCUACUGAAGAUUCAACUACAUCACAAAUACUUUGUAACAAUGUUAAGCGACAGAAGAACACAGUUUUAUGUGAAUGUAAAAUUUGUGGAGCUCUUGCAAGAUAUUCUUAUUAUGGUGCAAUUGUAUGUCAUUCAUGCAAAAUAUUUUUUAAACGAAAUGCAGCAGUAUUGAAAUGUUACUUUGACAAUGAUUGUGAUAUAAACAUAAAUAAUCGUCAUACAUGUGCUUCGUGUCGACUUGCAAAAUGUUUUGAUAUUGGAAUGAGUAUUGAAAUGAUUCGAUCAUUUCGAUAUAUGAAAAAUGACAAAAAAGAAGAAAAAAAAUUGACUGGUGCUUCAAAUCCAUCAGCACCAACAACAUCAAUGAUAAUAAAUAAGAAACAUAUGCCUGAACAGAUUCCAGAAUCAAAUUUGACAGAACCUGAUCAAUCAACAUUAAGUGUGGAUCAAUGGAAUCUUUUAUCAAAUUUAGUUCAUCAUUUCGAUGAAAAUAGUGGAUAUGCAUUUGUCGAACGUUUUAUAGAAGAACAAAAUCGAUUACCUCUCAAGUUACGAUUCAAAUAUUCAUCAGUUUAUGAUUUUUUUACAUCAAUGAAGAGUAAUAUUCAACUCGUGUUCGAGAAAAAUCUUGAUUUUUUUUCAUUAUCUGACCAUGAUCGUACAACAUUACUUCGAUAUAUAGUAGAAUACACACCAAGUAUUGCUGGCAUGUUUAUAUUAUGUCAAUACAAAUUAUUUGACUAUCCAUCUUUUAAUAAUUCUGCUGAAAUGAUAUUUCAUCCAUCUGCAACAAUCUUCACUAAACGUGUUAUUGAUCAACUUGAUCCAGAUAAUACAUUUAUUAAAUUAAUACUUUCAAUUCUUGCUUUCUCGGCAAUAAACUAUAAUAUAUAUAGAAAAAAUAUUCAGAUUGGUUUCAUAAAUAUCAAAGCAAUUUUACCUAUUCAAGAUAUGUAUACAGAUUUAACAUGGCGAUAUCUUGUAUACAAAUAUGGUCAUCAUCAAGCUGUAAUACGUUUUUUAAAUCUUCUCAGUUGUCUUUUUUCUGUCACUGGUGCCAUGAUCGAAGAACAUGAAUCAUAA
Molecule: messenger RNA, 1095 nt
Organism: Rotaria sp. Silwood1
Lineage: Eukaryota; Metazoa; Rotifera; Eurotatoria; Philodinida; Philodinidae
Source: the annotation of a GenBank genome assembly